UAGAAACGAGUGGAGUAGCAGCUCAAGGCUUUGAAACACACACACAUCCCCUGAAUAUAACCUCACGCACACAGCCCAACACAAAGCACAGCUCUCUAGUCAAGCAAGCAUAGGUCCAUUGCCUUCCUGCUUUGCUUGCUUCAAGAAGCCGAGGUAGCUCAGGUAGAAGAAGACAGCGAGCACCAUGAGAACCAUCACGGCGAGAAACCCCCAUGACUCGCUCUCUUUCUCCCGGCGGCACUUCAAGUGGCCGGUUCUUGGCAAGAGCAAGAGCCAUGGCGCCACGUUUGGGGACGAGGAGUACAUGAAGAACUCGGAGGCGGAGGAGGAGGAUGAGGCGACCAUGGCCUUCUCCUCCGCCUGCCCGUCCUUCCACUCUGAGGACUUCGUGUCCCCUCCGCUGAAGGCGGCGGCGGGCACCGCUCCGGUGCAGCAGCAGCAGCCGCCGCCGAGGCGGAGGAAGGUCCGGACGGCCGUGUCGCGCCUGCGCUCCGCGCUGGCCAAUGCCGUGGCCGGCCGGCACCGGCAGGUCGGCCUCGGCGCGCGGCUCACCGGCACGCUGUAUGGGCACCGGCGCGGGCACGUGCACCUCGCGUUCCAGGUCGACCCGCGCGCGUGCCCGGCGCUGCUACUGGAGCUCGCCGCGCCCACGGCGGCGCUGGUGCGCGAGAUGGCCUCGGGCCUGGUGCGCAUCGCGCUGGAGUGCGAGCGCGCCAAGGGCUCCGCGCUCCCGACACCGACCGCCGGCCCCAACAGCGGCAGCGGCAACGGCAAGAAGCUGCUGGAGGAGACGGUGUGGCGCGCGUAUUGCAACGGCAAGAGCUGCGGGUACGCGGUGCGGCGCGAGUGCGGCGCGGCGGACUGGCGCGUGCUCCGCGCGCUGGAGCCCGUGUCCAUGGGCGCCGGCGUCAUCCCCGCGGCCAGCUGCGGCGGCGGCGAGAGCGACGUCAUGUACAUGCGCGCGCGGUUCGAGCGCGUGGUGGGCUCCCGCGACUCGGAGGCGUUCUACAUGAUGAACCCGGACAACAGCGGCGGCGGCCAUGGCGGACCCGAGCUCAGCGUCUACCUCCUCAGAGUCUGAUCGAUCAUGGCACUUCAGCUGUGCGUCGAUCACGUCUCCUUUUUGUGCAUGGUAUGCUGUGAAAUUGUAUUAGGCACCUAGGUGGUAGCUGGAAACGUAGCUGAUGGGGUUGGAAAUGGAAACGUUUUUGUGGUUUCUUGUGGUGAUCAAAUGUGAUGCAGAGUAGGAGGAAUCCAUGCUGUGCUGUUUCAGGUUGUGAUGGCUCUGAAGCUGAACAGUGCCCCAGUAAACCAGCUAGAGUUGUAGUAGUGCUUGUUCUGCAUAUGGUGUAAUGAUCAAUAAAAU
Messenger RNA from Panicum hallii, 1366 nucleotides. RefSeq names its product protein MIZU-KUSSEI 1-like. Gene Ontology annotation, biological process: hydrotropism. The transcript has a single exon. The coding region runs from base 185 to 1081 and encodes 298 amino acids. The record is from RefSeq and is a predicted model, not a curated record. Lineage: Eukaryota; Viridiplantae; Streptophyta; Magnoliopsida; Poales; Poaceae.